AUGACGCAAGUCACGCCUAUGCUCAGCAGUGGGCUGAUACGGGAUGACGAUGAUGAUACAUAUUAUGCAGUGGCUAAAACGUCGAGGUUCGGCUGGGGAUGUCUUGUUAAAAAGGAUUGCGCCGAGCUCUGUUUCCUGAGCAAUCCUUUUAUCAUAUCCAACUUCAGGGGAAUAACAAAGGGCAACGGCAAGAUGGUGAAAAGUUUUGUGCUGCUGGCUGUAGCGUCCAACUCCAUGAGAUUAGGGCGAACAGUCAUUACCGCGCAGUCGGCGCGAGAGGGCAGCCGCGCAGCUCUAGUGAUGGGCUCGAUUCGAAUUUCGAACGGAAAAUACUUUCCCGCGCGAACACCGAUUGUAAUGCAGAAACCGCUUGAAGGUAUGGCGCUGCCCAGCAGCGAUGGGUUGCUGAAAGCGCGUCUAUGGUUUUACAGCGUGGGGUUCGCCCAUUUGGCCUUCACGGCCAUUGUGUCCCUCUCCAUAGACAUGUCGAACGACAAGGACCCCAGCGUGAGCGCCUACAUAAACAUCAGAUGGAAACUGCUAACGUGCUGGUUCAAUAUGCUUACCCUCGCUUACUUUCCCGUCUGCAUAUACUGCGAUUGGAAAGAGCGUUGCGGCCAGUGGAAUUCGCGACGAGUGGCCACUUUGCGACGGAUAAAAGACUCUUUGAUGACCGGCAUACUAUUCCCUAUCACGUUGUUCGCUGACUUCAUUUUCUGGCGCAUCUGGCACAAAGACGUGAGCCUUAUAGCGCCACCGAGGAUUUUCGCGUAUCUGCCCAACUGGGUUCAGCAUUCUCUGCACACCGUUUCAAUGCUGAUAAUGGUAUUGGAUCUCCUUCUGGUGCCGCGGAGGAGGCCUCGCAGUCUUUUACCUGGCCUUUGCCUCCUACUGGCCUUUAUGAGCACGUACAUGCUGGUAUGCGGCAUAAGUUUACUCAACGGAGAAGUAGUAUAUGCGGUGUUCAAAAUGUUCGACGAAUUCAAAUUGGCGUUACUCGCUCUGAUGGUCAUUGUAGAAUGCAUGUUCUUUUACUUUAUCCAGUGGUUUAUAAUUGACUUGUUUUGGGGGCCGCAGGUGAAA
This is a messenger RNA of Iphiclides podalirius (scarce swallowtail), 1083 nucleotides long. The record is from the annotation of a GenBank genome assembly. NCBI's taxonomy places the organism in Eukaryota, Metazoa, Arthropoda, Insecta, Lepidoptera, Papilionidae.